Pezoporus flaviventris is the source of this 6239-nucleotide messenger RNA. RefSeq names its product ciliary rootlet coiled-coil, rootletin (gene CROCC). The transcript is spliced from 35 exons. Gene Ontology annotation, biological process: centrosome cycle. The coding region runs from base 249 to 5582 and encodes 1777 amino acids. NCBI's taxonomy places the organism in Eukaryota, Metazoa, Chordata, Aves, Psittaciformes, Psittacidae. The record is from RefSeq and is a predicted model, not a curated record.
CCCCUGAGGCAGCCAGGAAGAGGAGGGUCCCCGCUCCCGCCGUCACAGAGGGAAGAGGAAGGCAAAAGGCCGGGAUUUCGGGCUAAUCCCGACCGCGCAUCCGCUUUCCUCUCGCAGGCACAGAGCCCCAAAAGCUCCCGGCAAAGGGGUUUUGGAGCAAGGAGCCUGCAGCAAAGGGGUGCCAAGGGCUCGGCGGCCACCCAUAGGGAGCCCAUGAGCGAUCCGGAGGCUGCGGUUGAGCGGGGGCCAUGUCCUCGCUGCUGUCCCUCCAGGAGGAGAACCGCAUCCUGCAGCAGGAGCUGUCCCGUGUCGAGGACCUGCUGGCGCAGAGCCGGGCCGAGCGCGAUGAGCUGGCCAUCAAGUACAACGCCAUCAGCGAGCGGCUGGAGCAAACGCUGCGGCUGGAGACGGGCGAGCGGGAUGCAUCGGAGAGCCGGAGCCUGGCGCAGCACAACAUCGAGCUGCGGCGCCUGCUGGAGGAGGAGCAAGCUGCCUACAAGCGCAAGCUGCAGGCGUACCAGGAGGGCCAGCAGCGCCAGGCCCAGCUGGUGCAGAAGCUCCAAGCCAAGGUGCUGCAGUAUAAGAAGAAAUGCGGUGAAGUGGAGCAGCAGCUGCUGGAGAAGGCGACAGAGCUGGAGCAGGAGAGGCUGACGAGCCAGCUGGAUGUGAGCAGCGUGCAGCCGGAGGAGGAGGGCAGCAAUGAGCUGGAGAACGCCCUGAUCCGGCUGGAAGAGGAGCAGCAGAGGAGCAGCAGCCUGGUGCAGGUGAACUCGAUGCUGCGGGAGCAGCUGGAACAAGCCAACGUGGCCAACGCGGCGCUGAGCGAGGACAUCCGCAAGCUGACGGCCGACUGGGCACGGGCACGGGAUGAGCUGGAGCAGCGAGAGGAGGAGUGGAGGCGCGAGGAGGAGACCUUCAACACCUACUUCAGCAACGAGCACAGCCGGCUCCUGACGCUCUGGAGGCAGGUGGUGGCCUUCAGGAGGCACUUUGGGGAGAUGAAAGCCACCACGGAGCGGGACCUGGCGGAGCUGAGCCACGAGGCCUCUCGGGCGGGCAGGGCUGCCCAUGCCGCCUGCCUGCACCUCGCUGCCAACCUGCGCCUGGCCGAGAGCCAGGCGGGAGCGGCGCGGGAGCAGCAGGAGCUGCGGCUGGGGCAGCUGCAGGAGCAGUUGGCGGCGCGGGCGCGGGAUGCGGAGCUGGAGAGAGCCGGGCUUGGAGCGCGGCUGUCGGAGCAGGCACUGGCUCUGGAGAGGCUGCAGGAAGGGAAUGCAGAGAAGGAGCGAGAGGUGGAAGCGCUGAAGCUGCAGCUGCAGAGCUUGGAGGCUGCACGUGCCCAGGAUCCGUCUCCAGCAGAGGUGGAAUCGCUGCGCUCGGAGGUGGAGCUGCUCCAACAGACCCUGCAGGACAUCACCCAGGCCGUGCUCUCGGAUGACCCUGAGCAGCCCCCGCUGUCCCCCCCAUGUCCCCCCACGUCCCCUCACCGCAGCCUCUCGCCCAGCGCUGCUGCUGCUGCAGUGCACGCUGCCCUGUGCCGCCGGCAGCUCCAGCUGCAGGACGCCCGGGGCCAGGCAGAUGCCAGCCGGGAGCUGGCCGGGAGCCUGCGUCGGGAGCUGGGGGACAGCGAGAGGCGUGUGGGGAUGCUGCAGCGGCAGCUGGAGCAGCUCAGUGCUGAGGCCGAGGUCCUGCGCAGGGAUCGGCAGCGUGCGGAGGAGGCUCUGGCAGGGGAGCAGCAGCGCGCAGAGGCCCUGCAGCAGGAGCGGGCGCAGCUGCAGCGCCGCAGCGAGGGGCUGGAGGAUGCUCGGGACGAGGCCGCCCGCGCUGCUGAGGCUGCCCGGGGGCAGCUGGAACGCAGCCAGCAGCAGCUGGAGGAGCUGGAUGUGCAGCGUGCAGCAGUGCAGCAGGAGCUGCUGGAGGCACGGGAGGCGCUGAGCCAGGCGGCGCUGGAGGCUGAGGUGGCGCGGGGCGAGCGGGAGGCGCUGGCCGAGGCGCUGAGCAAGGCGCAGGGGAGCUGCGGGUCGCUGUCGGCAGCGCUGCGGGAGGCGCAGGCCGAGGGCUCCCGGCUGCGGGACGCGCUGGCCAAGACGAGCGAGCUGGCGGCGGGGCUGGCGCGGGACAAGGCGGAGCUGAGCCGGGGCCUGGCGCGGCUGGAGGCGGAGCGGGACAGCGGCAGCGUGCGGGAGCUGCGGCGGGAGCUGGCGCUGCUGCGGGAGCGGCUGGAGCGCGGGCAGCGCGCGGGGGCCCUGGAGCGGCUGCGCCUGCAGCGGGCGCGCAGGGCGGCGGAGGAGCAGCGCUGCGGGGGGCUGCGGGACGAGCUGCGGGCGCUGCGCGACCAGCACCUGCGGCUGCGCCGGCACCUCGGGCAGGCGGUGCAGGAGCAGAGCGCGGCGGGCGAGGCGCUGGCCCAGGCACGGGCAGAGCAGGAGCGGCUGCGGGGGGAUCUGCUGCGGCUGAGCCGGGCCCGCGAGGGGCUGGCCAAGGAGGGAGCCAGCCUGGCCGUGCAGCUCGCUGCUGCCCAGCGCCACGGGCAGGAUCGGGCCCAGGAGGCGGCCGGGCUCAGGUCGGAGAAGGAGGGGCUGGAGAGCAGCAUCUUCCAGCUGCAGCAGCAGCUCACCCAGCUCGAUGCCCGCAACCAGCAGCUGGAGGCUGAGGGACGGAGCCUGCUUCAGGCCAAGGAGGCUUUGGAGGCGGAGCUGGGCGCCGCACGGCUGGACCGGGAGCGGGAGCUGCAGAGCCGGCGUGAGGCCGUGGCCGCAGCUGAGACCACGGCGGUGACCGUGGCCCUGCAGCGCGCCCGCGAUGGGCACCGCGCCGAGCUCGACCGCCUGCAGCAUGAGAAGGAGGAGCUGGAAGCCGAGCGGGUCCGGCUCUCUCGGGAUCAGGAGGUGCUGGCAGCUGAGCUGGCGUCGAUGCGGCAGCAGCAUGAGAACGAGAAGCAGCAGGCACUGGCGCUGCAGGAGGAGGAGAGGGCUGCCCUGGCUGAGGCACUGCAGCGGCUUCAGCGGGGCCUGGCCGAGGCCACGGCUGAGCUCGAGCAGCAGCGCCGGGAGGUCUCCAGCCACCAGGAGAAGGAGGAGAGCCUGGCAGCGGAGCUGCGCACCUUGCGGGCGCAGGCAGAGGAGACAGCGGCGACGCACGAGCGGGAGGCGAAAACCCUCCGUGACCAAGUGACAGCAGCCGCCAAGCAGCGGGAUGGAGCCCUGCGGGAGGCGGAGGAUGCGCGGGCGCAGCUGCGGCUGGUGGCGGAGGCGCGGGCUGCGGGGCGGCGGGAGCUGCUGCAGGCGCAGCGGGAGGCCCGGGAGAGCCGGGAAGGCCGGGAAGCGCAGCGGCGGCAGGCGCAGGAGGCGCGCAGGGCGCUGGGGGACGAGGCGAGGGAGAAGGAGGCGCUGCGGAGGUCCAACGAGGAGCUGCGGGCGGCGCUGCGCCGCGCAGAGGGCGAGCGCAUCAGCCUGAAACGUGCCGGUGAGGAGAAGGAGCAGCGCCUGGCGCUGCUGGAGGACGGGCGGGCGGCUGCGGAGCGGGAAGUGAGCGAGCUGCGGGCGGCGCUGCGGGAGCUGGAGCGAGCCCGCCUGGAUGCGCGCCGGGAGCUGCAGGAGCUGCGCCGCCAGGUGAAGGACCUGGACGGUGAGAACAGCCGGAGGAGCAGGGAGCUGGGCGAGCUGCAGGCGCGCAUGGCCCUGGAGGAGCAGCGGGAGCAGGAGAGCCGCCGCGAAGCCUUCGGCCUCAGGCAGAAGGUGGCAGAGAGCGAGGCCGGGACGGAGGCUGCCAGGAAGGAGCUCCAGCACCUGCAGCAGCGGCUCUCGGAGGUGGAGGCCGAGUUCCGGCAGCGGGAGAAGGACCUGGCCCGCAGCCUGGAGGAGGCUCGAGGCAAUGAGAAGAAGCUCUUGGCCGAUGCCCGCAACCUGCAGCUGAAGGUGGAAGCGGCGCGGGGCGAAGCGGCCGAGCUGAGCCUGCGCCUGAGCGCGGCCGAGGGCCGGGCGCAGGGGCUGGAAGCGGAGCUGGCGCGUGGCGAGGAGCUGCGCCGGGCCACCGAGACCCGCCUGGGGGGCAUCCAGUCCGCCCUGCGCCGCACCAUGGGCAUCGGCCGCGCUCGGGCCGGCUCCCCCGGCAAGGGUGAGGGGCUCCGGGGACCCCCGCUGCUUCGUACCUUGCUUAUAGGGGAGAGGGGUGGGGGACUGGAGGGGUCAUUGAGCCCCGGCUCAUCCCUGGACCCCGAUGCAGCAUCCGAGCCCGAGGCGGUGCGGGCAGCGCUGCGGGACUUCCUGCGGGAGCUGCAGGAUGCGCAGCGGGAGCGGGAGGAGCUGCGGGUGCAGGUGGGCAGCCUGGGCCGGCGGCUGGCGGAGGCAGAGGAGCAGCGGGACAGCACCAGUGCCCGGAUGCAGCAGCUCCAGAAGCUGGUGGAUGAGAGUGAGGAAGGACGCCGCAGCGGCGGGGAGCUGAGCAGCGCGCAGGCAGCGCUGCUGCUGCAGGAGGAGACGCUGGCGCGGGGCGAGCGGGAGCGCCGGGCGCUGCAGGACAAGGUGGCUGCGCUGCAGCAGAGCCUCCGCGCUGCCGAGGGCGAGCGCCGCGCCAUGCAGGAGAGGGUGAGCGCGGAGCGAGCCGGAGAGCUCAAGGAUGCCAAGAGGAGGUUGGAGGUGGCCGAGAGCAGGAGCUCGCGCCUGGAGCUGCAGCAGAAGGUGCUGGAGGGUGAGCUGCAGCGCGCACGCACGGCCCUGGGGGAGCGGCAGGCGGAGGUGCAGGCGAUGCAGGAUCAUGCUGAGCUGCUGCAGAAACAGCUGGCAGACAGCGAGCACCGCGCCGGCACCUUGCAGCAGGCGAUGCAGCGCCUGAGCACGGCCCUGACGGACACCGGCUCCAAGGAUGCUGCUGCGGCUGCGGCCGAUGGCGCCGUGGUCCACGAGCGGCUGCUGCAGCUGCGGAGCGCGCUGGCCGCGGGCGAGCAGGACCGCCGGGCGCUGCAGGAGGGGCUGGAGGUGGCGCGGCGGGCGCUGGCCGAGGCAAGGGAGGAGAAGGCGGCGCUGCGGGAGCAGCUGCAGGAGCUGCGGCAGGAGCGGGAGGAGCUGCAGCGGGGCAGGGAUGAGCUGGAGGCGCAGAUCCAGCAGCAACAGGAGGCGCUGCUGCAGCGGCAGCAGGAGGAGCACGGGGGGCUGCAGGAGCAGCAGGGGGGGCUGCAGCAGCGGGUGAGCAGCCUGCAGCAGGCCCUGGCCCGCUCGCAGCGGGAGCGGCGGGAGGCCGAGCGCCUUGCCCUGCGCCUCGAGAAGGACAAGGGUGCCCUGAAGAAGACCCUGGACAAGGUGGAGCGGGAGAAGCUGGAGGCACAGGAGUCCUCGCUGCGGCUCUCUGCGGAGCAGAGCCGGCUGCACCGCUCCCUGCGUGCAGCACAGCAGGAGCUGGCGGAGGCGCAGCAGCGCGUGCGCAUGCUGCAGGCGCUGGCGCUGGAGCACCCAUCUCCACCGAGUUCCAGGCCCUCUCCGGUGCUGGAGGCUCGGGAGCGCAUCCAUCACCACCGCAUCCGUGGCCUGGAGGAGCAGAUCGCGCUGCUGAAGGGGCAGGAGCUCCACCGUCACCCCACCAGCAUCUAAGGAGCCUCCGUGGACCCAUCCAUGGGAUGUGGCUCUGGGCAGCCUGCUCUAGGUGAAGAUGUCCCUGCUCGUUGCAGGGCGGUUGGACUCGAUGAGCUCUGAAGGUCUCUUCCAACCCAAACUGCUCUGUGAUGCUCUGCCGCCCGCAGAGACCGGCGCAACUCAUCGCACACAUGAGGGAGGAAGUAUUCCCCAUCCCCGUGCUCAAACCCCACAUCUGUUUGUGUCUCAUCAUUCCCUUCUCUGGCACUUUCCCAACAAGAUGACACUUGUGUAUUUUUGAUACAAAUCGGGUGGGUUUUCCCAUUUUUUUAUGGCUAUUUUUAACAAAAGGUUUGGAAUUACUCCUGGUUUUUAGCCCUGUCCCUUCACCAGCCAAGCUACUUGAUUAAUGCCCCCCCAAUCUGUGAUGUUUCACAAUUCCCAGCACUCACUGGAUCCUAAUUUUCCCCUUUUUCUAACCAAAAAACUCCUCUAGGUCGGUGCUUUUGAUCUGAUUUUUAGCAAAUAGAGGGAUUUUUAUACCACUAUUUUUGGAGUUUGAGGUUUUUACUGGUGCUACCGGAUGGCCUGAGGUCAGGUACCCAAACCCCCCUGCCCUGAUCCUGGUCAGUCCCUAUUCAAUGUGGAACCCCCAAAUUGGAAGCCCAACAGGGU